UCAUCUGUGAAUCAUAAUCCUAUUCCAACAAACAAAUUGUAACCCUCCACAACGAGAAGAGCACACCUAUAUCAACUACAUUAAAGAGUUCGCAGGGCUUCUUCAAUCAAGAAGGACCAACCUUAAUGCUCUACACUGACAUGCCCUCUAUAUUCGCUUACUAGUAUUUCCAAGCUGCCACUUAUUAUCUCCAUGUUUCGUGUCAUUCUCUCUGUCUCAUUUAAUUCUCCGCUCUCGACUUGAAUUACGCUAGGUAAUUCAUAUCUCUAAUUGUCUCGCUCAUAUUUAUAUACAAAGAUGGGAAAACCAAGCCGAGAUUGGACGCAGAUCUACUCGAUCUACGGAAUCGAAGAUUGCCAGACUCUGAUUUUCCUACUCAUCCACGCGGUUUCAUUCGCUUCGGUUUCGGUUUUAUUUCUGAUAUACUUCAAUCCAAUCUACACAAGCCUGGAAUCGCUGGGCUUACCCACGGGACCAGCACGUUUCACCGCGGGCUUCACAGGCUCAUUCACCGCGCUGUCAGCACUCUGCCUCUUCUUCGCCGCCGGAAACAUCUUCUACUCCUCCGUGGCUCUCCAGUUCGAAAUGGCGCACCGCAUCAUCUCCUCGAUCCACGACUGGUCAACCGUGAAGCACGCGCUCGACGUGGGCUGUGGCCGCGGCAUUUUACUCAAUGCCGUGGCGAAGAAGCUAAAAGAAGAAGGCAGCUCGGGUCGGGUCGUCGGGCUGGACCGCAGAAAAUCCACCGUCUCCACGCUCCGCACCGCCAAGCUGGAAGGCGUGCACGAGCACGUCACGUGCCGCGAGGGAGACGCGAGGGCGAUGCCGUUUCAGGACAACUCGUUCGACGUGGUGGUGUCGAGCGUGUUUCUGCAUACGGUGGGGAAGGAGUUCGGACAGCGGUCCGCGUCGGCGGCGGCGGAGAGGAUGAAAGCGGUCGGAGAAGUGGUGAGAGUGUUGAAAGGAGGUGGGGUCGGUGUGGUGUGGGACCUAGUGCAUGUGCCGGAAUAUGUUCGGAGAUUACAAGAAUUGAACAUGGAAGAUAUUAGAGUGUCCGAGCGUGUGACGGCGUUCAUGGUGACUAGUCAUGUUGUUUCGUUCCGUAAGCCAUGUCAGCACGUGGUGGGGCUCAGUGAAGUCAGAUUAGAUUGGAGAUUUCAUAAUAAUAUUUGUUAAUAUUUUUCUCUAGAUCCAUCCCAAACUUUUAUAAAUGAAUAAAGGUGCGGUUAGUUUGUCAUA
Molecule: messenger RNA, 1239 nt
Organism: Daucus carota subsp. sativus
Lineage: Eukaryota; Viridiplantae; Streptophyta; Magnoliopsida; Apiales; Apiaceae
Exons: 1
Coding region: 298-1176 (292 amino acids)
Molecular function (GO): S-adenosylmethionine-dependent methyltransferase activity
Source: RefSeq, a predicted model, not a curated record